ACUAGAUGGAAGGUUCCAGUCACCAGGGCGACCCGAUAAACAAUCAACGAAGCGCAGUAGGUACUUCAAGAGCAUUUGCUUUCUUUUAUUACCAUUUAAAAUGAAUACAACAGACUUGGUAUCAAAAUCAGAAGAUGGCACACCUUCUCAUAAUUUUCACAAUGAAAUGCCCUCGCAGAACACUUGGACAGAUGAAGAAACUGAAGAGGAAGCAAUGGAAAAUGUAUUGAAAUAUGAGGAUACGCUGUUUCCAGUUUCCACUGAUCAGCAGGAUGGGUUCAGCUCUGAUUCCAGUUGGGAUGACCAAGAAAGAGAUUUUAAUGCUGAUGCUGAUAAAACAUGGAAGAUAACCCAUGCUGAGAAAGUAAGAACUUUCAAAUUACGUAAGAAACUUGACCAACUUGAUUCUAUGAGACAGCAGAAGGAUCAUGAUCUUCUUAAAGUAAGGGAGGAGCUGAGAGCUUGUCACAUGCGUAUUGCAGAGCUCAAGAGGCAACAAGAAGAAGUGGAAAAACAAAUAUUGGAAGAGCAAAACUCUGAAAACAUAGCAGCUAUGUUUCGCCUGCGGGCUUUGCACAAAAGGCUAGGCAUUGAACUUCAAGGGGAAGAAGACCUUGAGUCACAAAUUGCAAUGGCAGUGAAAGAAAAUGAGAUGGAGCAAUGUGAACUGGAAGUCCAGCAAAGGAAGUUUAAACAUGUACUGCAGGAAGUUCAAUUAAAUGAGGAAAUAAUUGAGAGGCAGAAAAACUGGGAGGCCACACAAAGGCUUCAGAGAGAGGAAGCAUCUCAAAUCAGGAAGCUUAGGUCUCAGAAUAACAUUAGCCAACACAUAAAGCCACUGAAGGAGAGGGAGAUGUAUCAUCGCAAAGCAGUGGAAGAAGCACAGAAGAGCCAUAGAAAAGCUAUGCUUUUCCUGAAGGAGACAAUGACCAGAGUUAGACAGAAAGCAGCUGCCGAAGAAGCACGGAGCCGGGAAGAAAUGGAAAAGAAAAUGCAAGCUAUUUUAUCCUUAAAAAGCAAUAUUGCACAAAAUAAGGAAAACCUGCGCAUCCAGCAAGCCCGUGAUAAAGCAAAGGCCUUACAGCAGAAAGAAGAAGAAGACCAUUUGAGAGAAUCACUAAAAGCAGAAGGGCUAGAUGUUACCAAAUACAUGUAUCAACAGAAACGUAUGCAAGAAUUUGAGAAGAUGAAACAAUUACACGAGGAGCAGCAAAGAUUGGGAAAACUAAAAAUAGCUUCUAAAAUAGUAGAAGAAGCUUCUCUGUUAGAAAAACGCAAAAAACAUCAAGCAAGGAAUUUUCUCCGUAUUUCUAAAAGAUCCAUUAACAGGGAAUUAGGCAUUUCUCAUCAAACCUUACAGCGCUACCCAGAUUGCUUUCUUGAGGACACAGUUAAAGAAGAUUACAAACCUGUGAGGUGCAGUUCCUCCCCAGUAUCUGAGGAUGAAAGCUUAGCUGAAGAAAACAACAAUCCUGAUUUCUCAGAAUGGCUUAGUAAAAGAGAUGAUUCAGAAGAAACAGAAGAAAACUUAGCUGAGCCUGAAUUCAAAGGACUAUGGGAGCAACCAUUCAAGUCUGAACAGCUUCUCAAAGACAAACCAUUCUCCAAACUGUUUACUUCAAGCAAGAUGGAUCAAGAAAUGUUAGCUCGAGCACUAGAAAAACAAAGUUGUGGAAUAAUUCAAAAGCAAAUUGUUGCAGGAAAGGAAUUCAAGGGUUGUGCUUUCAAAAGUAAACCUGAUGUCAUUCAUUUUAAGGACUUUGAGGUUGGAAAAUCCUAUAAAAAGAAAAUCCUACUGACUAAUGUGUCCUACUCAAUCAAUUUUUGCAAGCUACUAGGCAUUAGUGAACAUCUUCAAGACUUCAUUUCUGUCCAGUUUACUCCACCAGGACCAAUGUCAGCAGGAAUGACCUGUGAUCUUGUAGUCAUAUUUAAACCAAAGAUUAAUGAAGAUAUGUUUGGAGAAGUCAAUUUUUUGGCACAGACAGGUGCAUUUACUGUUCCUGUAAAAUGUACCGUAAAGAAAUGCGAGCUUGCUGUCGAUAUCAACUUCAUUGACUUUGGGACCAAUGUGAUAGGUGAGACAAUUUCUCGGACCAUUACCCUAACAAACAGUGGAGCACUGGGAACACAGUUUCACUUAGUGACAACAUCAAGUUCUGGUGCUAUUCACCUUCUUACUGAACCACCAACUAUGGGAGAUCUGGAUACACAAGAUUUUGAAUGCUCUGAAAUCUCUUUUCAAGAGAGUAGAAGCCAAAAAGAUGAACUGGAGAUUUACUCUGAGAAACCCAGUCGGACCUCAAUGGUAAAAAGGGACUCUGGCACAUCAAGCAGAACACAGAAAAUGCAAGAGAUGCCAAAUUCCACAGAUGAGGAAAUACUACAUGAAGCAGAUCCAACAAUUGAAAAUGAAUCUUUGAUGUCAGAACAGCCUAAAACUGACAGGACAGAGAAACUAUUGGCGACGCACAGUGAACCAGUGAUUGUGGAAUGUGAUGAGAUUCAGAUUGAUGCAGGAAAUGGUAGAAAAGGUGAAAUUGCUCCAUAUGGUUGCAUCAAACUUCAAGUGAUUUUCACUCCAAUAGUCCCUGGUGAAGUACACAUGAGUUUUGAUAUUGUGUUUUCUGAUCCCAAUUCUAAAUCAAUUCCAAUCCAUGUUUGUGGAGUUGCAAGUGACAUGCCUGUAUGGGUGACAAGGCCAAACAUUGACUUCAAGAUCUGCAUGUAUGACAGACUUUAUCAGGACAGCAUUUCUGUGCGUAGCAGGUCAAAUAUAUCAUUACAGUUGACAUUUGAAGUUUGCAAAGAGCUAAAAAAUCACAUGGAGAUUCUUCCUAAAACAGGAUUCAUUCAGGCACAGUCAACAUUUAAUGCACAGCUCAAAUUUCUUCCCAGACAGUCUUUAGCAGAUGAUGCAGAGGGUUACUUUGACAAGGAUACUGGAGUUUUGGAAGUGCCAAUGAUUAUCCAUGUAGCAGACCAGACCCGGGCUAUCCCUUUUGCUGUCCAUGCUGUGGUCACAACAUCUGAUCUGGAGUUCAAUAAGGCUGUACUGGAUUUCGGGCACUGCUCCAUUUUUCACUCCGUUCAGCUCAGCAUUAAAAUAACAAACCACUCACUCCUCCCACAGGACUUUGGCUUUGUGCAGCUCCCACAGUGUAUAGAUAUCCAGCCAAAUGAUGGAUUUGGGACCCUUCUUCCAUUGGAAACCUUUGACUUGAAUGUUAUAUUCAGUCCUGAAAUAGCAAAGGAAUACAAGUUUGACUUAAUUUGUAAAUGUCUGACUAACAGGGAAUUCAAGUUGUCCUGCAUCGGAGUUGGAGUUCAUCCGCCCCUGGAACUUUCCCACUCUCUGGUACAGUUUCGCGCUACAGCCAUUUAUGAUACAAGCACUGUCAUAAUCUAUGUCAUCAACUCUCACACUAGUUUGAAUGAGCUCUCCCACUCUGCAUCAUUGGUUGGCAAAGGCGAGAUUGCACCUGUUGGACCAACUGCCUUUGAAUUUGCGGUUCCUGAACAUCUGGAUAUAACUGUUGCACCUUCUGUAGGAACUGUAAUGCCAGGCGAGAAAUGCCUAGUUCGAGUUACAUUCCGGCCCAAGAUAAGUGACCAGGCCAUCAAAGAAGAAGCUGUACGAAUGAUGCUCCUUGCAGAAGAGGGAAAGAUACUACAAGAGAAGACUGAAAAGGAUGAAUCAAACACCUUAAAAGCUGAAUCGGAAUUUGUGUCUUAUUCAGUUACAAAAAAAUCUACAAGACAAACUAGUCCUGUUACACCAGUACAGGCAUCAAAAGAAAAAGCAGUCAAAACAAGUGGCACCCCUAAGUCCAAUUCCUCUCAAAUACCUUUUGAAUCUUCCAAAACCGAAGACAUUCAGAAAGAUUCUGAUGAGUAUGCUGCAGCUCAAGCAUCUCUGAUUCGCUCUUUCAAAGACUCUGUCAGUACAUGUAUUAUCUCCUGCUUUGUUGGUGCAAUUGCAAAUCCAAAUAAACCAGGUUCAAUACAGUAUAGUUCCAGUAAUACAUUGUAUAUGGAAGUACGCUGCCCUGCUGUUAAACCCCCUCUAAUUGUAAUUUCUAACCAAGGCAGAACUUCACUGAAUUUCGGAGAUGUGGCCACUGGUCACACGCUGAAGAAAAGAAUUAGAGUACAAAAUAUCUCCCAUGAAACACUGGAACUCAGUUCCUCUCUUUUUAACCCCUGUGGACCUUUUAUGUUGAUGAACGCCCUGAGGCCUCUUCUGCCAGGAGCAACUCACACCCUCUUGAUCUCAUUUACCCCUGUGGAAAACAAAAAGUAUUAUGAAACCUUGGAGGUUCAAACUAAAAAUGCAGCCCUAAACUUGAACCUAUCUGGGACAGGACUAUGUCCUGUGGUGAUAUGUUCAGUGGAGGAUGGUGUCUUAGAUUUUGGAUGCAUUCUUGCCAAAGAGAAUACUUCAUGUUUUUUUAAGUUACAGAACACUUCUCCAGUCACAACUGAUGUCUCUAUGAAACUGGACAGUUUAUCAGUAAGGUUACUUAUGGAACAGCAGGAGAUCCCAGUCUUCUUGACCCCAGGCAAAGAAAGAAAUUCACCUGUUGGGACGCAAAACUACCAUGGACUGAGUGUCUUCAGUGUGUCGCCUGCAGAGGUCACUAUAGAGCCAGGAAAGACUCAUGAUAUUUCUGUGAUAUUCCAGCCAGACCAUGAAAGUUUAUAUUACUCUGACAGACUUCAGGUGGAACUUGGAGAUAAGGUAGCUCAUGUGAUAACACUUAAAGGGGCUGCAAGGAACUGUGCCAUGUACCUAACUGGAGGGGAUCCACUUGAUGUUCCAGUAGAAUCACUUGUCGAGCUCCCUACAAGAGAAGAUCCAGAAAAAGGAGAGGCCACUGAUGUCAUACCAGUCCUCCUGACACUGAAGGUAACCCAAAAAGAGGAUACCCUGGUGCAUUUGCAAAGAGAGCUUGUAGUUGGCUGCCUAAAAUCUACACAGCCCACCACAAAAAAGAAUGUGGAAUUCAGUUUUGAUAAUGUUCAGAGCCUCCAGCAUAAAGGAUUCACUGUUGAUCCUAGUAGGGGAACUGUUGAUCCUGGCCAGAAAAAAAGCAUCUCUGUGACCUGGGUGCCUCCUAAUGGUCAUGAUCGAAGAUAUCCUGUUUCUGCCUCUGUACUGCUGACCCUUAAAGGAGACAUAACUGAAAUAUACAAAGUGAACCUCUUAGCAAUUAUUGUGGAUGCCUGAAGGUGAACACAGCUUCCGAGGGACUUCAUUAAGAACCUAUUGCUGAUCUGCUAUCUGUAAAGUUAAUAAAAAGAUAAAAUUUUAUAUCAA
This is a messenger RNA of Erpetoichthys calabaricus (reedfish), 5320 nucleotides long. RefSeq names its product cilia and flagella associated protein 74 (gene cfap74). The coding region runs from base 101 to 5230 and encodes 1709 amino acids. NCBI's taxonomy places the organism in Eukaryota, Metazoa, Chordata, Cladistia, Polypteriformes, Polypteridae. The record is from RefSeq and is a predicted model, not a curated record. The transcript is spliced from 39 exons.